Messenger RNA from Hemibagrus wyckioides, 1970 nucleotides. Its product is annotated as mevalonate kinase-like. Gene Ontology annotation, molecular function: mevalonate kinase activity; ATP binding. Gene Ontology annotation, biological process: isoprenoid biosynthetic process; cholesterol biosynthetic process. The transcript is spliced from 10 exons. The coding region runs from base 286 to 1485 and encodes 399 amino acids. Gene Ontology annotation, cellular component: cytoplasm. The record is from RefSeq and is a predicted model, not a curated record. NCBI's taxonomy places the organism in Eukaryota, Metazoa, Chordata, Actinopteri, Siluriformes, Bagridae.
UUUCCUUUUUAUUCAGUGUAUGAGGAAGUCAGAGAGUCAGAGAGACUCUCAGUCAGGAAUUAAUACCUAUAUUACUCACUUUUUAUUUGUGUGAUUUUAAUCUCAUGUGGUUUUAUAUGUAUAAAUGUAUUUUCGGGAUUAAUUCUGGACCUGGACGGUGGUCUAUAGACUGAACUUGUACGGCGAGUGUGUGAUUUUCUUUGCCCACCCGUAUUCGGAGUGUAGGAUUAGUGAGGAGUUUUGUCGGAAUGCGGGUGGGUUUUUAAUGCUGGCUGUGUUCCAGACAUGGCGGCUGUUCAGGAGUGUUUCAUUUCAGCUCCGGGGAAAUCCAUCCUGCACGGAGAGCAUGCUGUAGUACACGGGAAGGUGGCGCUGGCUGUGAGCUUGAACCUGCGCACGUAUCUGCGGCUGCGGGUCACGUCUUCAUCCGAAGUGUCCGUCAGUCUCCCGAACAUCGACACCUUCCUGUGCUGGAACAUCAGCGUGCUGAAACCACUGCUGUCUCACUGUACAGGUGAGUGUAGGAGCUCCACAGAGCUGGACACUGAGCUGAUGAGGAAGCUGAGGGAAUUUACAGGCGUCUCUGAUGGAUCCACAGACACCAGGAGCAUGGCGGUGCUGGCCUUCCUCUACACCUACCUGCGUGUCUUCUCCCAGUCAGAAAUCCUGCCCGGUCUGAAGGUGUGUGUGUGGUCUGAGCUGCCUACAGGAGCAGGUUUGGGCUCCAGCGCUGCGUACAGUGUGUGUGUCUCUGCUGGUCUGCUCACCGCCAGAGGAACCAUCAGCUCUCCUCUUACACAGAGCCAGGAGACGGCCAGGUGGAGUGAUGAGGAGCUGGAGUUGAUCAAUAACUGGGCUUUUCAAGGUGAAAAGAUCAUACAUGGCAACCCAUCAGGAGUAGAUAACGCAGUGGGGACGUGGGGAGGCUUUCUGCGCUACCAGGCUGGGAAAAUUACUCCACUGAGCAAUGUACCCACACUGAGGAUCCUCCUCACCAACACUAAAGUACCGCGCAGCACCAAACUCCUGGUUUCUGGAGUGAAGGACAGAAUUAAUCAGUACCCAUCUGUCCUGCUCCCUGUGCUGGAGUCGGUGGAUGCCGUGUCUCAGAUCUGUGAGCGGACACUAGCUGAGAUGGCUAGAGAGGGAGCUUCAGCCAAACACUACAGCACACUGGAGGAUUUAAUAGACAUCAAUCAGCAUCACCUGAACGUGAUGGGCGUCGGUCACAUUUCUCUGAACUCACUGUGCCAGGUCACACUGGCCCACGGCCUCCACAGCAAACUGACCGGAGCAGGAGGAGGAGGCUGCGCCAUCACACUCCUCACACCAGAGACAGGCGAGUGUGUGGUGCGAGACGUGAUGGAGGAGCUGAAGCAGGUUGGAUUUGACUGCUGGGAGACGAGUAUCGGAGCGCCGGGUGUCCUGAUGCACUCGCCCACCUCACUGACACACAACAUCCUCCACAUCCUCACUAAAUACUGAUGUACUGAACACACACACACACAUACACACACACAGUAGAUGAACAUUAUAGCUAUACCAACAGUAUUUUAUUUAUAUAUAUAUAUAUUAUAUAAUGUUACCUGUGAUUAGAGCAUUGCUGAAGAUAAAAGUGGACACAGAUUUGAACACUAUAGACACCAGAGCUACAUCAUCCUCCAGAUUUACUUGCUCGCUUUGUUUGGGGAUGAAGAUCACAGCUCAGGUGAAGAGCUAAUACAGUGGAGGAUCUCUUACAUAUUUAAACUAACUUUAUAUUUCUAAAUAAAUCUGAUUCUCCUGACUGAAUGCAGUUGUUGAGGAUUUCUUCUCCUUCUGCUUCUUAAUAUUAUUAUUAUUAUUAUUAUUUUCCCCCUAGAACAUGGCACUCGUGUGUGUUUACAGUAAAUGUCUCUUAGUGUUGCUCCCAUUUCGAUGAUUUCUGUCAGGCAUUACAUACAGUCAUGGAAAAAAGUAAGUACACCCUC